This is a messenger RNA of Chaetomium strumarium, 1595 nucleotides long. RefSeq lists its product as uncharacterized. The record is from RefSeq and is a predicted model, not a curated record. The coding region runs from base 122 to 1204 and encodes 360 amino acids. Lineage: Eukaryota; Fungi; Ascomycota; Sordariomycetes; Sordariales; Chaetomiaceae. The transcript has 3 exons.
GGCCCCGGGCAUGUACUUGACUGCUCCGAUUGUAUGAUUUGUAUCCCGGUACAGAUGAUUUCAUGCCCUACUCUUAAACCUAUUCCCCUUUCUGAAUCUGAGCAUUCCCGUAUCCCACACCAUGCCUACACCUGGGCAGAGCAGCAGCUUGUUAGGGGCCAAGCCGGUGCAGCGACCAGGUCAAGGUCGACCUCAAAGCUUAGCACAGAGACCAGCUCAGACUGUAGGACAGCGACCGAUUCAAAAUCCAGUACAGCGACCAGCUCAGAAUCCAGCACACCAGUCACAGACGGUCACGAAGACGACGACUCAGAAAGUUGUCCAUCGACCGGGGGGCCACCCGCUGCAGGUUGUUGAGACCGAAGAACAUGUUAUUAAGAAGACUAUCUGGACGAGAGCCCUGACAGGCCUGACCGGUGCCUCCAAGGCCGUCACCCACCCCGGUCAGGCAGCUAGACGAUUGAUCCCAGGUUCCAGCAAAUCCAGCAAAUCCAGCCAGGACAGGAACCUCAGCUACUACCGGAAGACAUUCUUUUUCCUGGACCCGCAAACCCAAUUCGACCUCUACAUGGCCGGCAUGGCGCCCAGGAUGACCGAGCGAGAGGUCAAGAAACUCCGUUCUGCUGCACGACAGGUUAGAAGGACGUACAAGCCUGUCUCGUUGAUGUACGAGGCCCAGGCGGCGCCCAACGGCUUCCGCGCUCCGCUGAGAGAUCUCGUUGCCGAAGCCCAAGCGGCAAAGGCGCGAGCCGCGGCAUCGAAGAAGACGAAGAAGCCAUCCGCCAGCAACCCUGACGCCCUCCCGACGUUUCCGACGCCGGGUACCCACGUCAAGAUCCAAGUGCAGCAGCAUCCGAGGCCAACGGCGACGGCACCCCAGCCGCGGCCGCAGCAACCCCAGAAGCCACAACAUUAUCCACAGCGCCGCCAGCAACGCCCUCCACAACAUCCUCCACAACAUCCUCCACAACAACCUCCACAACCUCCACAGCAACAACAGCAACAACAGCAGCAACAGCGACCACAACCAAUGAUGACGCCGCAACAGCGUCAACAGCGGGCCCAGGCCCUAGCCCAGCCCGAACCUCCAGUGAGAUACGCCAGGCCUCCCGCCGUCCAUGCGCCUAGGCCUGUGCGCCAGUCGCAGCUCGUCAACUCACCCUCGAGGGUCCACCCCCUUCAUCCAGCCGCCACUGGGCGCUGAGAGUGGGCACUGCUCUAUAGAUAGGGAACCCAUUCAGGAGUUCCUUGCACGGUUCAUUUUAUAUUAUUCAAUGUAUUUGAGUCUGGUACAUCGGAUAUUCGUAUCUUGAACCGAAAUAUAGACAUGGCGAGGCCUUAUGCUUCUUGAUUGUCGUGACGCUGCUGUUGUGUGACUCUGAGUCGGUUGGACGUCCAGUGUAUCAUAGUAUGAUUCCACUACUGACCAGUGUUGUCGGGUGGGAUGCUAUGAUGGCCAUAUCAGAGACAGAGAUAGGACGAAAUCUACAGAGACAAUUAUCGCCUGAUAUCCCUAACUUAUAGAUAGGCGAAAUUCGAACGUUUAAGGACGAUAGAACUUUGUCUUGGCAAGAGUUGUUAUAUCAAGAGUCGGC